Messenger RNA from Sarcophilus harrisii (Tasmanian devil), 1206 nucleotides. RefSeq names its product nudix hydrolase 22 (gene NUDT22). Gene Ontology annotation, molecular function: GDP-mannose hydrolase activity. The transcript has 5 exons. The coding region runs from base 252 to 1127 and encodes 291 amino acids. NCBI's taxonomy places the organism in Eukaryota, Metazoa, Chordata, Mammalia, Dasyuromorphia, Dasyuridae. The record is from RefSeq and is a predicted model, not a curated record.
GGAGGAGGAGGAGCAGGAGGAGCAGGAGGAGGAGGAGCAGCAGCCUUAGGCGGGAGCUGCCCACACUCAGUCCUGGGCUGGCCCAGGGGGCAUCUGGGCAGCACAGCGGGGCUGGGACUUCCCGGGAGAACUGCAGUGGGCAGGAGCCACCCUUCGGGGCAGGAGCCGCCCUUUGGGGCAGGAGCCGCCCUUCGGGGCAGGGGUAACUUGGCCCGCCUCUCCCUGCCAGAUCUGGCCUCCCUCCCCGCUGCAUGGAUCCCGAGAUCUCCCUUCUGGUCCAGUGCCCGCUGGGCGGGCUUGCCGAAGAGCGGGUGCGGGCAGAGUUGAGCCCAGCCUAUGACCGGCGCCCGCUGCCCGGAGGAGAGGACUCCAUCACUGAUGCUUGGGACGCCCGCCGCCGGGCCCAGCCCUGGCUCUUCAACGCUCCCAAGUUUCGGCUGCACUCGGCGGCCCUGGGGUCCCCCGAUCCCGGGGGGCCCCUCCUGACCCUGCGGCUGGGCCUCACCUCGUACCGGGACUUCCUAGGCACCAACUGGGCUAGUUCGGCAGGCAGGCUUCGGUGUCAAGGGAGCGCGGACUGGGGAGAUGCCCAGGCCUACUUGGCAGACCCCCUGGGAGUGGGCGCCAUGCUGGGCACCUCGGACGGUUUCUUGGUCUUUCUACGCCGCUCUCUGAGGGUGGCUGAGGCCCCCGGGCUGAUAGAUGUGCCGGGGGGACACCCCGAGCCUCAGGCCCUGUUUCCUGGGGAGACUCCCCGGCACAAAGAUCUGCCCGAGGAUCUGGUGGUUCGGGAGCUGUUCUCCUCCAUUCUGCAGGAGAUCCGGGAUGAGGUGAAUCUGCCACUGUCUACUCUGAGCCGUCCCCUCCUCCUGGGCAUUGCCCGCAACGAGACCAGCGCGGGAAGGGCCAGCGCAGAAUUCUAUGUCAGCUGUAGCCUGACCUCUGAGCAGGUGAGGACCCUCUACAUGACUGGAGGCCUGGAAGCCCACGAGUCCACAGGCAUCAUCUUCAUGGAAACACAGAGAGUCCGAGGCCUGCAGGAGGAAUCCGAAGCUUGGGGCGAGCUCUGCCCCUCGGCCAAGGGCGCCAUUUUGCUCUACAACCUGGUCCAGGCCAGGCCGGUGUGAGCAGGGACCCCUUCCUCAGCUCACACCCACCCUUCUGUCCUGGGCCGUCCAGACAAUAAAGGAUUUAUUUAUUCUUGGA